AUGGACAGCAGUAGGCUGGUUAAGGGCAAUGUGGAAGACCACAAAGUACCAGCUCUUUUGUAUCUCCUUUUCAACAUGAAGCUCUUUGUUCUUCUCAUCACCCUCUUUGCUCUCGCACCAACCCAAGUGAUCGGGUUUGGUCCGGAUAUAUCCGAAGUGUUUGACAACACCACCGGCACCCCGGACACUAGGUUUGGGCAAGAAAUCGGGUCAGAAUACACUGCUAAUAUUUUAUUCGAUGCUUCGGACUUCGUUUUGAAGACUUUCGAACAAACCGACGGAGGAGGGAAGAACUACACGUCUAUAGGUGCAACCGUCACGAGCUUUAAAGCGAGCGGAAUCGGAGGCUACCCACUCCAAGUCGCGAUUAUCGGAGGCAACGUGAUUCUUCUAAACGCCGACUAUGUCCAGACCUAUACUGGUGACUUAAAAGCCGAGUUCACUGGAAUUCUGUAUCAUGUAAGCGCGCGCGUCUGGCAAUGGACGGCCGAUGGCACCGCCCCGAACUGGCUUAUCACCGGUAUUGCUGACUACGUUAGGUUGACCUCGGGAUGGCCGUCGAAGGACUGGGUAUCGAGGGGGUCGGGCUCGAGCUGGGAGGAAGGAUAUGCUGUUGCGGCGUACUUUCUGGAGUACUGUAACGGAAUCAAUGGCAGAUUCAUUGCUGAGCUAAAUGCCAUAAUGAGGUAUUCCUAUAGUGAUGCUUUCUUCGCGCAGCUUCUCAGGAAGCCUGUGUACGAUUUGUGGGACGACUACAAACUACAAUACGGAGGCAACCCACCGGCACCUGCACUGGCUUCGAGUUCAGGAUGUUAA
Rhodamnia argentea is the source of this 816-nucleotide messenger RNA. RefSeq lists its product as uncharacterized. Lineage: Eukaryota; Viridiplantae; Streptophyta; Magnoliopsida; Myrtales; Myrtaceae. The transcript has a single exon. Bases 1 to 816 code for a protein of 271 amino acids. The record is from RefSeq and is a predicted model, not a curated record.